Juglans microcarpa x Juglans regia is the source of this 2020-nucleotide messenger RNA. Its product is annotated as threonylcarbamoyladenosine tRNA methylthiotransferase. NCBI's taxonomy places the organism in Eukaryota, Viridiplantae, Streptophyta, Magnoliopsida, Fagales, Juglandaceae. Gene Ontology annotation, cellular component: endoplasmic reticulum. Gene Ontology annotation, biological process: tRNA methylthiolation. Gene Ontology annotation, molecular function: tRNA (N(6)-L-threonylcarbamoyladenosine(37)-C(2))-methylthiotransferase activity; 4 iron, 4 sulfur cluster binding. The record is from RefSeq and is a predicted model, not a curated record.
CUCUCUCUCUCUCUCAUGGACGACAUAGAGGAUUUAGUGGGAGCUGGUGCUCCUCCUGGGUUUCGCUUGCCUUUGAGCAGCGUUGGAGUGAAUCUCAAGAAGAAGAGGAACGAUAAGUUCUAUCAAACCCAAGACUCUCCCUCUCCCAAAAUCCCUGGCACUCAGACGAUAUAUAUUAAGACCUUUGGGUGCUCACACAACCAGAGCGACAGUGAAUACAUGGCUGGUCAGCUUUCAGCUUUUGGCUACUCGUUAAGUGGCAAUCCUCAGGAAGCAGACCUGUGGCUAAUAAACACAUGCACAGUCAAAUCCCCGAGUCAGUCGGCCAUGGACACUCUAAUAGCAAAAUGCAAAAUUGCAAAAAAGCCCCUAGUGGUGGCAGGGUGUGUGCCUCAAGGAAGUCGAGACUUGAAAGAGCUCGAAGGGGUCAGUAUAGUCGGAGUCCAGCAAAUUGACCGAGUGGUUGAAGUUGUGGAAGAGACCUUGAAAGGUCAUGAGGUGCGGCUAUUGAAUCGCAAGACAUUGCCAGCGCUUGACCUCCCGAAGGUGAGAAGGAACAAGUUUGUUGAGAUUCUUCCAAUUAAUGUUGGUUGUUUAGGUGCUUGUACUUAUUGCAAGACAAAGCAUGCUCGUGGUCAUUUAGGGAGCUACACGAUUGAUAGCCUUGCCGGGCGUGUAAAAUCUGUUAUAGCUGAUGGAGUGAAGGAGAUAUGGUUGAGCAGUGAAGAUACUGGAGCCUAUGGUCGUGACAUUGGGGUCAAUCUUCCAACUUUGUUAAAUGCUAUUGUUUCUGAGCUUCCUCCUGAUGCAAGCACGAUGCUUCGGAUUGGGAUGACAAAUCCUCCUUUUAUUCUCGAGCACUUGAAAGAGAUAGCAGAGGUUUUGUGUCACCCAUGUGUAUACUCAUUUCUACAUGUACCAGUUCAAUCUGGGAGUGAUGCUGUCUUACGUGCAAUGAAUCGGGAAUAUACCGAGAGCGAGUUUAGGACUGUGGUUGAUACCUUGAUUGAGCUUGUGCCUGGGAUGCAGAUAGCAACCGAUAUCAUAUGUGGAUUUCCUGGUGAAACGAAUGAAGAUUUUGCUCAAACUGUCAGUCUUAUUAAGAAGUACAAGUUCCCUCAAGUUCAUAUAUCUCAGUUUUAUCCUCGACCAGGGACGCCUGCAGCAAGGAUGAAAAAGGUUCCAAGUGCUGUAGUGAAGAAACGAAGUCGUGAGUUGACUUCUGUUUUUGAAGCCUUCACACCAUAUAAUGGAAUGGAGGGCAGAAUAGAAAGAAUAUGGAUAACUGAAGUUGCAGCAGAUGGAAUUCACUUGGUUGGCCAUACCAAGGGAUACGUGCAGGUGCUAGUGGUUGCUCCAGAAAGUAUGCUGGGAGUUUCAGCUAUUGUGAAGAUAACAUCUGUUGGAAGGUGGUCAGUUUUUGGAGAGGUGAUGGAGACUAUCAACCACAAAAAUCAUAAAUCAGCGUCGAGAAAGGAUACUAGUGAGGAUAACUUUUCUCCUUGCUCUAACGCUUGUGAAAGUUAUGAGUGUACAAGAGAACGGGAACCCUGUGCUUGUUGCGGACCUGAAAGCUGUGUAGGACAGACUACUUUAGAGGAAAGUGCUGCUUCAGGGAAUUCCAUGUUUCCAGAAGAUCUAAACAGCCGAUACUUGAUCGGAUGGUUAUUAAGAAAGCGGAAGAACCACGCCAACAAAAGAGUGGAGGGAGAAAUUGCGUCGGGAUCCAAGAGAAAGCAAGAAUGGACCCAAGGAAGCAUUGGUGAGUGGAGUGUAGUCGAUAAGGCCCUGCUGGGUGGAAUGCUUAUGAGUUUCUUUGCUAUCAUGGCUUUACUGAUACUUCUAGGUAUUCGGUCUCUGUCAUCCAAUUAAUGGAAGUCUUUUUCUUUUUCUCUUUCUCUAGGAGCAUCGAAGAAAGAUUUGCCGAGGUUGAAUGAUUAUUUUUUUUUCUUUCUUUUUAAUUUUUGUUUUUGGAGGUGAAUUUUGUUAGACGAAUGUUAUGCGGAAUCUUGUUUAGUAA